Molecule: messenger RNA, 501 nt
Organism: Penicillium soppii
Lineage: Eukaryota; Fungi; Ascomycota; Eurotiomycetes; Eurotiales; Aspergillaceae
Product: hpt domain-containing protein
Exons: 2
Coding region: 1-501 (166 amino acids)
Biological process (GO): phosphorelay signal transduction system; phosphorylation
Cellular component (GO): nucleus; cytoplasm
Molecular function (GO): protein histidine kinase binding; histidine phosphotransfer kinase activity
Source: RefSeq, a predicted model, not a curated record
AUGGCGGAUAAUGAGUUUGACGAGAUCAAAUUCAAGCAGGCCGUGGACAUGAGUACCUUCUCUCAGGUUUUGGCAAUGGAUGAUGAGGGAGAGUGCCAAUUCAGUUUGUCGAUGGUCUUGGAAUUCUUUGACCAAGGCAAAAAUACUCUUCCAGAUAUGGAAAACGCCCUGCAAGUCUCCCCUUUCUAUGUUACUCUAUCCCAUCUCAAUGAUUGCUCUGUGAUUUUCACUGCUUUCAGUGUACAAAGAGACCUACCAAAGCUGUCUUUUCUCGCAAGAUUUCUCAAAGGCUCCGCAAGUGCGUAUGGCUUGCGCAAGGUUCGACAAUGCUGCGAAAAGAUUGAACACUACGGCUCAAAGAGGAACGAAGACGGCUCCGCCGCAGAGUACGACGAAGACCUAUGUUUAAGUCGUAUCAACAGCGAGAUCGGCAUUCUAAGGAAUACGCUUACUGAGGCUCAAAUGGCUUUUGAAUUCUUUUACAAGACCAAACUUGCAUAA